UUCCAUUGAAUUCCUAUUUUUGUUCUUUUAAUUUGAACAUGGAUGGCAACAAAGAUGAUGCCUUGAAAUGCUUGAAAAUCGGCAAAGAUGCAUUGGACGCCGGAGAUCGAGACCGUGCGCUCAAAUUCCUCACCAAAGCGCGUCGGCUCGACCCAUCUCUUCCCGUCGACAAUCUCUUAUCAGAGGCUAAUGAAGCGAAAUCCGACGAUCGGUCGACCCCGGAACCUCCUUCCGAUUCUUCUCAAUCCAAGCCGUCCGAUAAACCCUCAAUUCGCCGGAGGAAUCCACCGUCUGGAUCUGCGGCUGCUUCUUCCUCCUCGCCGACGGCUAUUGCAGGUACGUACACCGAAGAGCAACUCUUGAUCGUGAAGCAAAUCAAGAAGAAGAAGGAUUAUUAUGAAAUUUUGGGGUUAGAGAAAACGUGUUCCGUUGAUGAUGUUCGAAAAGCUUAUCGGAAACUGUCCUUGAAAGUUCAUCCCGAUAAGAACCAAGCUCCCGGUGCCGAGGAAGCCUUCAAGUCGGUUUCGAAAGCGUUUCAAUGCUUAAGCAAUGAAGAAAGUAGGAAAAGGUACGAUCUCGUUGGAUUGGACGAACCUGUUUACGAGAGGAGAGCUUCACCGUAUCGUGGCGGGGGCAAUGGAUUCAAUGGCUUUUACGAUACAGAUUUUGACGCGGACGAGAUAUUUAGGAACUUCUUCUUCGGUGGGAUGCCUCCGGCGACUACCCAAUUUCGAAGUUUCAAUUUUGGACCUGGAAUGGGAGCUAGAACGGGGGAUCAAGGCUCUGCUGGAUUCAACAUCCGAAUGCUGAUUCAGUUGCUGCCGAUCCUUCUAAUCAUCUUGUUUAGCUUUUUACCAUCAUCUGAGCCUGUUUUUUCGCUGUCCAGGUCGUAUCCUUAUGAGUACAAGUUCACAACAAAGAAUGGUGUGAACUUUUACGUGAGGUCGACGAAAUUCAAGCAGGAUUAUCCAGAUGAUAGUAUUGAGCGUGCAAGGAUUGAGGAACGUGUUGAGAGAGAUUAUUAUUCUAUUUUGACUCAGAACUGUAGAUUUGAGCUUCAGCGGCAGCAAUGGGGAUUUAUCCGUGAGACGCCGCAUUGCGAUAGGCUCGAGAAGUUUCAGUCUGCAGCAGCAGCAGCAGCUUAAUGGCUUCUAUUAAGGUGACAGACUGAACAAAAGUGGUCGGACUUGUCACGUUGCACACUCUGCUUUCCAUACAUAGCAAACACGGAACUGCACUUUGUUUUGGAGUGUAUAAUUGGGUUCUCAAGCUGCUAAGGAAGGCAUUAGGCCACAUACUGAGAUUUUUUAUUGAUAUAAUUUGGUUAAUGUAAGAUUUUAUAUAUCCAGGUUGAUGUAUGUCUAGAAUGUUAUCUGGACUGAUAUGGCUUAUGCAGACCAUCCAUUUUGAUGUUA
Molecule: messenger RNA, 1415 nt
Organism: Hibiscus syriacus
Lineage: Eukaryota; Viridiplantae; Streptophyta; Magnoliopsida; Malvales; Malvaceae
Product: chaperone protein dnaJ 49-like
Exons: 4
Coding region: 39-1145 (368 amino acids)
Biological process (GO): cellular response to misfolded protein
Cellular component (GO): endoplasmic reticulum membrane
Molecular function (GO): Hsp70 protein binding
Source: RefSeq, a predicted model, not a curated record